Wyeomyia smithii (pitcher-plant mosquito) is the source of this 2316-nucleotide messenger RNA. RefSeq names its product zinc finger protein 345-like. The transcript has 3 exons. The record is from RefSeq and is a predicted model, not a curated record. Gene Ontology annotation, cellular component: nucleus. Lineage: Eukaryota; Metazoa; Arthropoda; Insecta; Diptera; Culicidae. Gene Ontology annotation, molecular function: zinc ion binding. The coding region runs from base 263 to 2215 and encodes 650 amino acids.
GUUUUUUUUUAUCUGUCAAAAUACAAGGAAACUACCUACUCUAGGCGAAAGCUAAGUUGUUUUAAAUUUCGCAAAUAUUAACAGUGGUUUAGAGAAAUGAAACGAAGUUUAACUUGAAAAAAACACUGGCAUAUCUAUACAAAUGUUUUUAUAUUAAGAGCAACUUCAAAGUGUAGCACGAAUCGUUGUAGCAUCGCCACAAAACCAAAAUAAAGACACUAGAUUCCGUUCCGACUACAUCCAUAGCAUUAGGAAUAUCGUCAUGCCCUGUAUCGCUCCGACAUGUCUGCGUACCGAUGAAAAAAUGAGAUCGUUCCCCGAUGAUCAAUCACUCGCUACGAGAUGGUUAGAAGCGGUUGAGGCGGGCUGCGGAUAUUCGAUGCAGUUAGCAUUAAACGACCAACAUCCGGAAAUAUGCAGUUUGCAUUUUUUAUCUUCGAGCUCCGAUGUAUACAGCUAUGAAGAACCAUCCAGAUUCGUGUAUCGUGACGGAACUAGUACACAAAUUGGUAGCUGCCGAAUGUGUCUAGCUUUUUAUCUCAGCGAGGACAUGGUUUCACUAGAAGGUAGUAUAGGCGAGGAAAAUAUCACAUCUCUACUGGAAUUCUUGGGUGUCAGUCUUCACGAUAAUCAUUUCCUUCAACUGAUUUGUUUGCCGUGCAUCGCCCAAAUUGAAAUAUUCACAACCCUUCAGACAAAGUUUACACAGUCGGAACUUAACUUUCGGGAAUUAUUGCAGAAAAGUCGAAACAUUGAACAGCAUUUAAACAUCAAAGUAGAAGAAACUGACUCACCACAAGGUUAUGAUAUGCGAGAGGAUGCUUCGAUGGAAGAUUCCAUAAAGCCAGAGUUUGUUAUCAAUCAGGACUCCAGUGACGAAGAGUACGUUCUUAUAACGCAUCAAAAUCGUUCGAAUCGGGCAAGAAAAAAAGUUUCUUGCCAGACAAGACCCAAGAACAAAAAAUCAACUAAACAAACAAUCAGUUUGAAGGAAAAAUUAGAACGGAAAUGCUAUAUAUGCAAUACUGUUCAGCUAGAUGCCAACCAGUUGAUGGCUCAUCUAACCAAAACACACACCUCCGAAAAGGGCUAUCGAUGCGUAGAAUGUUCACUGGAUAUCCCUCUGCUAUAUGCGUACAACCGUCACCUCAGCCGGCACGACGAAUCGGAACGGCCGCUUAAGUGUAGCAUGUGUUCCAUGCGCUUUGUGUCUCAUUUUCAGGUCAAAGUACACGAAAAUAAAAUGCAUGGUGCGAACCACGACGUUAAACCUGGUGUGAGCAAAUCUCGCGAAAUGGUAUGCGACCAGUGUGGUAAAAUAAGCGACAACCGAAGCAUUAAAGAACACAUCCGACAAGUGCACCAGAAAACAAGCCAACCGAAAUGCAAUAUAUGCGACAAAACGUUCACGGCAAAACCAAGCCUCGAACGACACAUGCUUUUGCACACAAACGCCAAACCUUACAGCUGUGACCAAUGUGGGGCGACCUUCCGGCGAUUACUUGAUUAUCGGCACCAUAAGAGUAUAGUGCACGAUGGGGUUAAUCCCCAUGUUUGCUCCGAAUGUAAUCAGGAAUUUAAAAACUAUCAGCAACUGUACGUUCACAAGCAAAAAAUCCAUCAGAAGAAAAUUCCCAUAUCCCAGUACUACCAGCAGUACGAGACUUGCAAGCUUUGUCGGAUGCGAUUCGCGAAGGGCAGUGAACUAAUGGAGCACAUUCGGAAAGAGCACACAGAAGAGCAAUACCCGGUGCUUAAGUGCCCACAUUGUCCGAAAACGUUUAUGUUGUCGAUGCGGCUAGCGACCCACAAGCUUAUACACUCUGAUAGGUACGCUUGUAAGGAGUGCGGCGCUCGUCAUGUCGACAAGAAGAAACUACAGUAUCACAUGGAUCUGAAGCACUCGGAUGGACGUUUGUAUACUUGUGCCGAAUGUCCUAGAACAUUUACCAGCCUGCAUCAGCUUAACCUGCAUAAUGCCAUCCACACCAAAGGAAAGCAGUUUCAGUGCGACUUCUGCACGAAAUCGUUUCUACGAAAGUGUCAGCUGGUAAUUCACACACGAACUCAUACGGGCGAGAAACCGUUCCAAUGUGAAGGAUGCUUGAAGCGUUUUAGCGACGAUGGGACUUUUUGCAAGCACAAAAAACGCUGCCAGGCGCUGCUCGCCAAAGCAGUCUCCAAAUCGGGGUACACAGAGUAUGAAGACAAAUAACGCAGGGUUUGAUUGAGUUUAGAAGCAUACACGAAACGAACGGCGUUUGUUCAUUAUUAUAUAUAAAAUUUAAAAUAUAUAUAAAUGGAACUCAAACUUAA